GAGACCUCAGAAUGCAGCCGUCGGACUUGCUGUCCUGGUUGCAUGCCAACCUGCUAGCCUCAUUUUCCACUUCGGCGAGCAUCGUCCUGACCAGCUUUGUCCUCCUGGCUGUCAAACGGCGGUAUUUUACUUCACUGAGGGACAUCCCGGGGCCAUGGCUAGCUUCCGUGUCCAGCCUUUGGCAGGUCUUUCAGCUUAUCAAGGGCCACACCGAGCAGGAAAUGAUUCGAUUACAUCGAAAACAUGGUCACUUCGUCCGCAUUUCCGAGAACGAAGUUAGCGUCUGUCACCCAGAUGCCAUACGGUUACUGCUCCAAGCAAAUCUUGCCAAGGGCUCCUGGUAUUCAAUCUUCAGUCUCCCCGACUAUCACUACGUGAACCAGAUGUCCGAGUUGAGCCCCCAGCGCCACAUCCACAAGUCGCGGAACAUAGCAGCAGGCUACGCGUUGUCCAACAUCAUCAAAUCCGAGCCACAGGUGGACGCUCUCCUCGUUCGGCUGGAAGAGCAGUUGGACCGGUUAAUCGCCUCCGGGCAGCCUGUCCAGUUCGACCGAUGGUUCAACUACUUUGCCUUCGACGUGGUUGGCGAGGUGACCUUCUCCAGUCCGUUCGACUUCCUGGCGACGGGCACCGACAUCCGCCACGCCAUCGCCAACAGCCGCGCGCUGGCCCUCUACAUCGCCAUCGUGGGCCAUUACGUCUGGCUGCACAACCUCACGCUAGGCAAUCCGCUACUUAGCCGUCUGGGCCUGCAGCCCACCUCCCACAUCUUCGACACCUGUCUGGCGGCCAUCGACCACCGACAACGCCAGAGCCAGGAGAAGACUCCUGCUACUACGCCAACCUCCACGGUUCCUCCACGCCUCGACAUGAUGGAGCGGUGGCUGACCACUCGCCAGCAGCACCCGGAACGCAUGGCCGAAUCGGAGAUUAUGGGCGCCUGCGUAGCUAAUGUCGGCGCCGGCGCCGAUACCACCAGUGCUACCCUGCAGGCGUUUGUCUACCACUUGAUCCGUCAUCCGCAGUACUUGGCCAAAUUGCGCCAGGAGCUCGACGAGGCGCAGGCGCGCGGCGAGCUGAGUCCCAUCGUCUCGUACGCGGAGGCUACCAAGCUGCCUUAUCUCCAGGCUUGCAUUCGGGAAACAUAUCGCUACCAUCCAGCCACCGGGACUGGACUUCCGCGUGUUGUACCUGCGGGUGGAAUCACCAUUGCGGACAGGCAUUUCAGUGAGGGGACCGUCUUAAGCAUCAACCCGUGGGUGUACCACCGCAACGCCGAAUUCUUCGGCCCGGACUGUGAUGAUUUUAACCCCGAACGGUGGCUCGAUGUGGAGCGGGUGAAACAGAUGGAUCCGUUUUUGAUCCACUGGAGCGCAGGGUACAACCAAUGUCCCGGUCGCAACCUCGCGCACUUCGAGAUUUCCAAGGUCGCGGCCUGUCUCAUCCGGGAUUUUGAAAUUGAGCAGGUCAAUCCGGAUGCGCCGUGGCGGUUCGAGACCCAUUUCACCGCGGUGCCGUAUGGCUGGCCAUGUUGGUUGCGGCGGAGGGCAGUUGGGGGGUGUGGGGGGUGA
Messenger RNA from Aspergillus aculeatinus CBS 121060, 1571 nucleotides. RefSeq names its product cytochrome P450. NCBI's taxonomy places the organism in Eukaryota, Fungi, Ascomycota, Eurotiomycetes, Eurotiales, Aspergillaceae. The record is from RefSeq and is a predicted model, not a curated record. Gene Ontology annotation, molecular function: heme binding; iron ion binding; monooxygenase activity. The transcript is spliced from 6 exons. The coding region runs from base 12 to 1571 and encodes 519 amino acids.